Messenger RNA from Salpingoeca rosetta, 4025 nucleotides. RefSeq lists its product as uncharacterized. The record is from RefSeq and is a predicted model, not a curated record. NCBI's taxonomy places the organism in Eukaryota, Choanoflagellata, Craspedida, Salpingoecidae. The coding region runs from base 243 to 4025 and encodes 1260 amino acids. Gene Ontology annotation, molecular function: kinase activity; ATP binding. The transcript has 11 exons.
CAAAACUCGUAUUGCUGACGUGUGUUCGUUGCAAAACGACAGCAGUGUUUGCACGCAAACACACACGCACUCUUCUUUCUGUUUGAUCGAGGGUGUGGUGGUGUGUGGUGGUCUGCGUGUUGACACAAUCAGGUGGCAGCACGCUGCAGCUGCUGCACGCGAUCUCUUCCCCUCCCCUUUCAAGCUGCCGCAUCAGCCGCGUCAGCAACAGGAACAGCAACAGCAAGUCGUGAGUGUGAGCCAUGGGUGAUGUAGUGCAGAGAGAAGGACAACAACACCAACUACAUCAACAAGUACAACAACCACGACAAGCACAUCAACAACAACAACCACAAGUCGAACAACAGCACCAACAACAAUACCAGGACCGCACGGGCAUGUUGAACGGAUCCGGCACAGCCAACGCAAGUGCGCCGCUACGUGAUGGUGGUAACGCCAAGGAUGCCGAUGUGAUGUCGUUCGGCCUCCAUUGCUGGCAUCGCCUCCAACCUUUAUUGCACGACACGAACGUGAGCGAGGUCGUGUUUCGCACGGCCGCAAACGUCCACCUCUACCAGCCAUACACCCACCUCAGCGACACGCGCGUUGAGCAGGCCUUUCACAACUUGCAGGAGCAGCUCUCCAACGUCCCCACCGACCGCCAAGCAGCCGCCAUCACCCUCGCGGGAGAAGCCAACAGCGGCGCGUUAAAGUUUGAGGCGCACGACACGGCCGAGGAUCGAUUGGAUAAGCUGCGCCACUACAUCACCGACCUCUCCCACGAGUACUUUGCGUCCCACUGGCACGCCUCCCGCGCCUUCUUCAGGGCGAACCGGCAGACCUUCCUGCACAUCCAGGAGCGGUUUGGUCCCCGCCGCGAUCCAUCUUCGCGCCUCGCCCCGCUCGACCGCACCGUAUCCGCCCCUGUCCUCGGUCGCGGCCUCUCCCCAGCCUCCAUCUCAUCAGCGUCCCCAUCGCCGUCCCCUCGUUCGUCCGUUCGAUCGUUUGCAGUGCUGCGCACCCCGACCACAGCCGCGUGCAUGGUGGCAUCCACGUGCGACGCGCGGGACAGCACUGCACCCGACAACAACAACAAUAACAACAGCAGCAGCAACAACAACGACGACGACGACGACGACAGCGUGCAACCGACUAUCACAGACCGCCACCCCACAGCCAACGACGCAGCGACAGACAGUGUUGCAGCAUCGUCAUCGGCACCAGCACUGCUAUCGCUGCGCAAGACGGUGAGCGCGCCCACACGGCGAUCGCCACGACUGCAACUGCAGCGUGAGAGGAGGGGUGAGACGCGAUCUCCAAGCACAGCGGCAACGAGAGCGGCACCGCCUGCUGGUCGUGGUGAUGCGAGUGAUGCAGGCGAUGCGCGCAUGCUCGACCAAGAGCCAUGUGGUGUUCUGAUGGUGGAGGAGGACGCCGAACAGAGACGAGCGUACACCAACAAUGACAGCAGCAGCCAUGACAAUGACGACAGCAGUAUCGAGCAAGGUGGACGAUGGAUAGAGGACGGAAGUGCAGGCGGUGGGGGUGUCAACAGCCAUACUGCUGCAAGCCAUGUCGGUGAAUUCGGAAUCACGGUUGCUGGCGACAAGGACAGGCAACGUUCAAGUUGUACGGCAGCCACCGCCGGAGCAGCACCACCCACAACGAAGCGAGCGAAGAUGGGAGCGAUGACAAACGCACAGGAGAACACCACGGCCACUGAAGACAGCAGUGCCACUCGUACCGGCUCCACAUCCUCUUUCCCUUUCGCAGCUGCCGCCAACCAGCAGGCACGCCAAGGAUCCACGUCUGACACAACCACGUGCACCAUCAACACAGCCAAGAGCAGCAGCAACCACCACAACAACCUCAACCUCAACCUCAACCUCAACCACGAUGGUUGUGCUCCCCACCACCACCAUCACCACCAUCAUCGUCGUCGCCAUCACCCCCCUUCGGCCACCAACGCGACACCACCACCGGGCAAUGGUGUGCGCGAGUUUGUCACGGCGUCCUCUGUGACCAUGCGCACGUGGUCGCGAGCUGUCACCGUCGUCAGCGAGCUGGACGAACUUGAAGAGAUUUCAACACGCCACCGCGUGUGCAUCCUCCUCUUUGCCGCAGACUACUGCAACAGCUGCCGCUCUCUCAAGCCAGAAUACCAGAAGGCUGCAGAGAUGUCAUCCCUGUCAUUGCCGCCCACCGCACCUUCGCGCACACACACCAUCAGCGCCGCAACCACCAACAACAACAGCAGCAGCAACAGGGAUGCUGUGGCGUGGCUGGUGGUGCUCGGGCCGGACAGCAGUGCAAUUCGCGAUAAGUUUGGCAUCAAGCGAUAUCCGACCAUCCUCCGCAUCGCAGACGGCGCCGUCGACGUGAAGCGAUCCAGCACGUGUCCGCGCACGGCUGCGGCGCUGCUUGCGUUCGCGCACGGCGACCACGGCCCGUUCAGCCCCGUGGACGACGUGACGAACGACACGCAUCUUGACGAGUCGAUGGACGUGUCUGACUGGCGGCGGGCCCUGCUCAGGAGCGGCAUCGACCAACUCGACGAGCUGGAGCGUGAUCGACAAGCAGCAGAGGCGCACUACCAUCAGACAAUUCACGAAGACGCGAGCGUUGCAUGGGAUGUUGACGAUUCCCUGGCUGCUCUCUCCGCAUAUGCAGCACUUCCAACAACAGCGACAGCGAUGAUGACAACGGCAGCAGAAACGGAAGCACGGGCGGCUGCGCGGGUGCUGUCUGCAUUCCGUGCAGAUGCUGACAAGUUGAAAGCGUCGCCGCUUGCACACAGCGCCACCAGUCAUCCACCACCACCACCACCACCAGCAGCAGCAGCAGCAGCAGGAACAACAACAGCAGCAGCAGGAACAACAACAGCAGCAGGAGGAGGAGGAGGAAAGACAACAGAUUCAGGGGCAGUGAUGAGAGCAGCACCAUCAUCUCACGUCGUGUCGCCCCCGCCGUCGGUGUGUGGUCGAGGACAGACAGCCAGCACCAGCAGCAGCACAUCUGUCGCUUCAAGCACAUGGAGCAGUGGCAGUGGCAGCAGCGUUGAUGGCGACCAACAACAACAACAACAACGACAACAACAACACGAUGGGCCAUCACCGCCGCCGCCACCGCCACCGUGCGAGCAGGCGCCAUCCAUUGUCUCGUCCGUCGUGACACCGCCCUGCUGCCGCAUCAAGGGAAAUGUUCCCCACAUCGUCUUCACCGGCGGCGGUAUCGGCUCAGGCAAGUCGAGUGCAUUACGACAGCUGCACGCGUCGCCGCUGUGGUCGCAGUGCGGACCACGCUUCCUGCACAUCGAAGCAGACGCACUCAAGGACAAGGACCCACUCUUCAAAGCACUCAAGGGUGUGGGCCAGUCGCGAGCGAGCGAGGUGGUGCACCAUCAGUCAACGCGCACCGCAGAGGGAAUGCUCGCUGUCGCCGUUGCGCAGCGCCGCCACAUUGUGUUUGACAGCACAAUGAUGUGGCGCCCCUUUGUUGAGCAGACGGUGGCCAUGUUGCGGGACUGCGAGCACGAGUACCGCCGCGGCCCCGGUUAUGUCGUCGGCAGUGGUGGCGGUGUGACGGAGACGUACUGGGAGCAGGUCAAGGAUGCGACGACGAAGCGACCGUAUCGGCUGACGAUGUUGGCUGUCACGGCGCCGCCGCACGUCGCUGUUCGCCGCGCAAUUCUUCGCUGGAUCGUCACUGGCAGAGCCCCGUCGCCAACGCGGCAGGUGCUUGCGUCGCACAAGAUGUUCUCUGCAAACUUCCGCGCAUAUGCGCGCAUGUUCGACGAGAUUCUCCUGUUUGACAACGGGGACGAUAGCGACGACAGCGUUGACAUCAUGCAUGUGCUGCCGCCGACGCUCCACUACCUCAUCUCAACAUCACACGACGUGCCGUGUACUGCGAAACUGAUUGCUGUGAAGAGCGUUGAUGACUCGGACGUUCGCGUGGUUGACAUCGACGCAUAUGUCCGGUUUUUGAAGAAAGCGGACCUAAACCCCGCCGCCACAUGUGCGCACGAGGUGUUUGAGCAAGCGUGA